AAAUAAGUAUUUUUUGAAAACAGUGCAAGUGGAAGAUUCUCAGCAGUCAAUAUUUCGUUUUUUUCUAGAAAGUACUUUGAUUAACAUUAUAUUAGUUUGUGCAAAACGUUUACGCGGGAUGGUGUUGAUGGCUAUAUAUCGGGCAACACUCACCUGAUUCUCUCAAACGAACAUGUGUCUAACAGAUGACAAAACAAUUUCUCAAGUGCACUGUGAGAGUGAUGGAAGUGAAUGAAGGACUCAGGAAUAGUUUGCUCGAUCCCGUUUCGGAAAUUUCGAUGCCAAAGAUACAUCUCGCUCUGGCCGACAAGUCGAAAUUUUCCAACUGGUGGAGCAGGACCGUUUCAACUUAGUCUAUUGUUGAUAUACAUUUCCCGUAAUUUCAAUUGCAAAAAUGGCUGAUAGCGCUGAAAUAAUACCUGCCAAGAAAAUUAAAGCAGACGAGAAGGAAUAUCGCGCAGAUACGAAUUCAGAAGAUUCAAUGCAGGCGUUAGAUACGGAAGAAAAUUCUACAAACACUAAUUCUGAAGUAGCUACGACAAGUAAUUUGUCAACAUUUUCGUCGACUGCACAAACACGACCAAAAUUAGCAUUCAAAAAUCCAAAGUUUAGCUAUAUAGAGCCAGGAGGAAAAAAAUUUGUAUGGAAAUCUUUAAAGCAAAUCAUAGCCCAAGAAAAAUCUUUGCCUUCGUCGGAGGAUAUAGUAACGUAUACUUCAUUAAAUGCCCCUCCAUCUUUGAAACCGCCAAAAAAAUAUUCUGAUAUCUCUGGACUUAUAGCACCUUAUAUGGAUCCUCAAACUAAAUUAUACUACCAUAAUGCUGAAGAGUUUCGUAUUAUAAGAUCCUUACCAUCUGAUAUCAUCCAAGGUUAUUUAGCUUUAAGAGGUGCCACAAACGUUGUGGGCUAAGAACAUAUAUAUAUACUCUCCCAUCAAUUUUGUUUAGUGUACCCCUUGAAUAUCGGCAACUUUAAUGAUUAAUAAAACUUUCUCGAUUUCCUUUUCACCAAGUGAUAGAACUUAAUGUGAAAAAAAACAAGAAAAAAAAAAUAUGUUUUUGUCUUUUGCUACUGAAUAAGAAAUACUUUUCAUUCAUGUUAAACAUUUCCUAUUAUUUGGCGGAGAGGCGAACCAUAAAACUCAAUUGCGAUGAGAAAAGGACAAAGUUCAUGUAGUAAAACACAAGAAUAAACGAUCAAUACUUAUGCAUGGGGCGAUGAAUACGUGCUAGCGAAAAGUUUCAGAAUAUCGA
Molecule: messenger RNA, 1253 nt
Organism: Glossina fuscipes
Lineage: Eukaryota; Metazoa; Arthropoda; Insecta; Diptera; Glossinidae
Product: INO80 complex subunit C
Exons: 3
Coding region: 395-910 (171 amino acids)
Biological process (GO): chromatin remodeling
Cellular component (GO): Ino80 complex
Source: RefSeq, a predicted model, not a curated record